AUGCAAGCUGUAAGAGAGUUGAUUGUGAGGAGGGGAGAUAGGACUAGGGAGAGUAUGUUAGGGAGAGAGGAUAUGGAGAAUGUCGCUUAUCUCUUUCGUGCCGCCUUGUCAGAACUCAGGACGGAACUCUCUGUUAGGGCGAGAAACGAUGGCGCCGCUUUGAAAGCUAUGGCUGGAGCUAUACGGAGAGAGGUUGAUCAGUUGGAGCAGAAGAUGAAAGAAGAUGUGGGGACUUUAAAGCAUGACAUCGAAAUGGACAUGAACAAUCGCAAAAGCGAGACGCGAUCAGAGCUCAAGGGAUUUGACAUUGCCAUUGAGGAAAUCAACAAUAAAUUCACCAUUUCUCUUGGAGAUUUACGAACAGAGAUCGAAUCUGCCAAAUGGGACGCCACACGUCGUGCGAUCGGUCAGUCCUUCAUUUACCUUACCUGGUGGAAUGUAUCCCGAACUCCAACAAUCAUCCACAUCACAUCACCUCAUACGCAUACCUCAUUCGGUCACGGCUGA
Molecule: messenger RNA, 507 nt
Organism: Tremella mesenterica DSM 1558
Lineage: Eukaryota; Fungi; Basidiomycota; Tremellomycetes; Tremellales; Tremellaceae
Exons: 4
Coding region: 1-507 (168 amino acids)
Cellular component (GO): mitochondrion
Source: RefSeq, a predicted model, not a curated record